AUGGACCUUGAGCAGGAAGAGCGAGCCAUGUCAGAAUGGCAAAAGAGAAAACGUCAUCAACGUGUAUCGAGCACAUUCUCUCAAUCCGGUUUUGCUCCCGAAUGCAUAGUUUCGUCUCGACAAUUAAACGCUCGAUCUCAGACUCCAAUAAAUAUGCCAGGAUCACGUCAGACUGCUCAACACUUGCCAUCACCUAGUUUUCACGAUGUUGCAAAGUUUUUGGAGCAUCCGGAAAAAAUAGCCGAGUUGGAUUCCCAGCAUGUGGAUCUAUUGAUUAAGCUGCUGGAGCAGAAUAAGCAGUCGUAUCAACGUUGGCUUGAGUCUAAAGCCUAUGAGCGUAAGCUCAGUCGGGCCAAAGAUUUGGCAGAAGCAAAAAAACAACGCACUGAGCAGGAACGUAAGGCUGCCAGGGAAAUACAGCAGAGAUUAAAUACCAAGAUGAAGCUUGAUGAGUGGAAAAGAAAAAAGGAUCUUGAGCGACUAAAAGAACAAGUGCAGUCCCAUGACGAAAUGCAGCAGAUCAAAACGGAGGUCGCGCAGCGUAGAAAAGAGGCUAAUAAGGCAUAUCAUAUCUGGUAUCAUAAUUACUGUCAAAAGCAAAAAGAGCUGAGCAUGUCAGAAAAUGCGCAUUUAAAUAGUAAACGACUGUCCAGUCGUCAACAGUGGGUUGAUACUCUACCUAAUUUUAUUGAUACAGGUAUGACUUCAAAAUCAAGAUCCAAAAUGUCUAGAAAUAGAGCCGAAGGCGUGGAACCACUCCUGUCACCACCUCAUCUUUACCAGGACUACACCAGAUGUAAAUUACUUGUACCUGAUUAUGUCCGCAAAUACGGAGUUCAAGUUGCAUCCGCAGGUAUGGGUCUAGCACUAGAUCAUGUUUUUCAAAACGAAUCCGUUUGA
This is a messenger RNA of Batrachochytrium dendrobatidis JAM81, 900 nucleotides long. RefSeq lists its product as uncharacterized. Lineage: Eukaryota; Fungi; Chytridiomycota; Chytridiomycetes; Rhizophydiales. The record is from RefSeq and is a predicted model, not a curated record. The coding region runs from base 1 to 900 and encodes 299 amino acids. The transcript has a single exon.